UGCUGUCAUCCAGCAUCCACCAUUUUACCUCAUAGUGCAAGAAGGAAAUCUGAUGUGGAGCCAUGCUUUGUGAAGGCAGAUUGUUGAUCAUGACCUACUGUGAAGUCGAAGAGCUGGACUCCCUUUCUUCUAAGCCGGCUUUCCAGAAUGCUUAUGGGUCACAGAAAGCAGCUGCUGCCCUCAUAACAGGUUCCACCAGACAUGCCCCCCUUGUUCAUCACAAUUCCCCGGAGCAGAUGGCUACAGACAACCGAAGGGCUUCAGCUGAGUUGUACAUUUCUCCUUUGCAGUCCUUAGAUCUCCAGAGAGCUCAUCUAGGCAGGCAGAUCUCUCGAGAGAUAGAGAUCCCGGCCCAAGCUCACUCAGGUGGCGAUACCCCUUUCUUGGUUCCCUCCUUCUGUCAGAGCAUUUGCAAAAACUACAGUGACCUUCAUAUCGCAGGUGACCAGGUGCUACCUCUCUCAGCUAAUAACUGUGAGCUGAGGGUUUGUGCCGAUGUCCCGGAUGUCGGUCCCUUUAUCCAGUCUUGUGAUGUGCCCCCAGCUGUGGAAGAUUCCCUCCAAGGACACGAAGCUCGGGAUGGGAUGCUGUUUCCACUUAGGGGAGGUUCGAAUCGGUGGAGACUGGGGAGCGGCCGUGAUCGGAGCUUUUUGCUCCAGGGGCAUGAAGGUCCAUUUUCCAACUCCCUUCUGAAUCACUACCUGGAGCAAAAGCUUCUGGAUCUGUAUCAGCAAUACAUGAUGGAAAAUAUGGCAAGAGAAGGAGCCCCUGGUUCAGACUCUGACGCAAGUGCCAUUUGCCCUUUACUGGGCUCAGAGCUGGUCCUCACCAGCCUGGACCAAAUCACUUUGCAGCUCAGCCGGGAGGGCAACAUGGAGGCCGGCUUGGCCAAGGACAUGGUCCUGAGCUGCUUCCUGCGAGUCGCUGGUGAUAUGCAGUCAAGUGAGAUCAGCACUCCCUUUCUGCAGAUUUCUAAUGAGGCGUCCAGGGAGCAACUCACAGAGAGUAAUGAGUGACCCCACUGUCAAGGAACUCCUUCAUUCAAUACUGCCUUUCAUUUCAGUACAACACUGAAAAAAAAACCCAGGAUUGGACUGAUAACCACAUUUUUAUUUUAUUAGGUCUUGAGAAGAUGUUACGUGGGAUUAUACAGUAAUUACCUGGAAAAUGUGCCGUAUUUAUGCAUCCUAAAUUGAAUUUGCAGUGAUG
Messenger RNA from Pelmatolapia mariae (spotted tilapia), 1209 nucleotides. Its product is annotated as TLR adapter interacting with SLC15A4 on the lysosome. The transcript has 2 exons. The record is from RefSeq and is a predicted model, not a curated record. Gene Ontology annotation, biological process: regulation of toll-like receptor signaling pathway. Bases 63 to 1016 code for a protein of 317 amino acids. Lineage: Eukaryota; Metazoa; Chordata; Actinopteri; Cichliformes; Cichlidae.